UGGAUAGGCAGAAGGGGAGAAGUGAAGGACAGGCAUUCUAGGCAGAGGGGACAUCAUGACAAAAUGCGUCCAGCAAGACUAUGAACCUCUGUUCCAAAUGCUUUGCUGAUUUUCAAAAGAAACAACCAGACGAUGAUUCUGCUCCAAGUACCAGUAACAGCCAAUCAGAUUUGUUUUCUGAAGAGACCACCAGUGACAACAACAAUACCUCGAUAACCACGCCAACUCUUAGUCCCAGCCAGCAGCCGCUUCCGACAGAACUGAAUGUAACUUCACCAAGUAAAGAGGAGUGUGGGCCAUGCACAGACACAGCUCAUGUCUCGUUAAUCACACCAACCAAAAGAUCCUGUGGUACAGAUUCACAGUCUGAGAAUGAGGCUUCGCCAGUGAAACGGGCACGACUACUGGAGAACACCGAACGACCUGAGGAAACCAGCCGGUCUAAACAGAAGAGUCGACGUCGGUGCUUCCAGUGUCAGACCAAACUGGAGCUGGUGCAGCAGGAAUUGGGAUCAUGCCGCUGUGGUUAUGUGUUCUGUAUGUUACAUCGCCUCCCCGAGCAGCAUGACUGUACAUUUGACCACAUGGGCCGCGGCCGAGAGGAAGCCAUCAUGAAAAUGGUGAAACUGGACCGGAAAGUGGGGCGCUCCUGCCAGCGCAUUGGGGAGGGGUGCUCCUGAAGGCCAGGCAUGGCCGCCACAUGACGCUGUUCUUAGUUCACUAAUGUUAGCCUUAUUUAGGACAAAGUCAGCCAGACACCUUGUACUGGGCACGCGUCAGACUACAGCCAGUCCGUUUCCUUUCUUUAGCCAGCCAUCCUGGUACUGUAGUUUAGGGGUUGAUGGUGGUUGAAAUUGAUUUCUGGCUGGUUACUAAGGUGCCUGCUAGCCAUUGUAUAAAAUUAAAACGUGAAGAAUAUUUUUUUUUGAGCAUGGCUAGUGGAUUUAAAACAACACAUACCUGUCACUGCUGGAGUCAAACUUAUAAAAAGCCUUAAGCGGAAAGUGUUCCAGACGGAGACUCUGAGUUAAUAGAGGAGUAGAAGCUGGUGUUACAGUUCCCAUGACGCACAUGGCUUUGCCAGAAACUCUGGUUAAUGUUCGGCCUUUCACCUCUUCACUUAUCCUUAGUCCCAGUAGCCAGGAUACCUGAUGGCCACGCGUGCCUUGGCCACAGGAGGCUGUUGAGAUUGGCCACGUGGCUGGGCUGGGUGGUGGCUUUGCUCUCCCACAGAGCUGGAAAUGGGGGUGGGGGGGCAGGUUCUUAGGAAAAUUUUUUUACCUGACUUGCUAUGAAAAAACUCUCUCAUCACAGGAGAAGAGAAACAAUAACCUCACUUUGAAAAUUAGUUCCAUUCAAGACUAGUCCAUGUACAAGACCCAUCUUUUCUACACAGGACCCACGGUCGUGAGAAGCAGCCAGGGCGCACCCUGACCCCACUGGCUCUGGUUUGCCAUUUGCCAAGUGCAGGGAUCUGGCAAUUGAUCAAAUAAGGCUAAUUACAGCACAGCAGCUGCGGCUGGGAUCUACAAACUGGCCUCUGCAGCUAAAUUUCUAUAUUGGGAUUUUUUAAAAAGACAUUUCAUGGCCAACGGGAAUCAGUAGGAGUGCUGGGGAGCGUCUGGGAAGCUGCUGUCCACAGACUCUGCCCCUUCCAGUGGCACCCACUCAGCCCUCUGUGGGCCGAGAGGAUGGUGCCAUGGCCUCGCCCCUUGUGUCUGUGCAGCUCUGUAGUCCAGGGACAACCUCUACCACAUAGGUUUAGGACGGACAGGCAGCAUACGCCAGAGGAGCUGUGGGUUGAUCUGUCUAGAACAGUGGUUCGUGGCCCGGCCCGGCUCUGAGAGACCUUUGCUCUGGCAGUGGGGUGGGAGGGCACAUUUAUCAGCCUGUCCCUCUUCAUGCGUGCAGAAAGGAGUCAGUAGCCACGAUAGCUCAGGCCAGGUGGGGAGGGUGGCUCUGGGCCUGUUUGCCCGUGUUAGGGAAUCAUCACCGGUCGGGUGGGGGCGGGGAGGGUGGACAGGAUUAAGAUUCCUGCCUUAAGCCUGAACAGGGUUGAGUGGCCCAGAGACCCCAUCUGGUCCAGGCUGGUGAGAGUCGGAGGCUCCUGCAGAGGCGGCUUGGAUCUGCCCACACACAGGCUACUGGAAUAGUUAACCCAGCAAACUUUCCCUUUUAUACCACAACAAGCAGCUCGACUCUGUCUGCAGUUCACAGCUACACACCUGCAACUACAAGUGGUUUUGAUCCGGAAUACUGAAAUAGGAAAUCAUGCUCUUCCCAGCCUCUUCCUUCCAUCCCACCCCCACCAGAGUGGAAUCCGCUGCAAAAUCUCCAGCCUUAUUCUUGCUUCAGGACCCAGACUGGUGUCUUGCUCUAAGGCAGCCCAGGGCAGAGGGGCCAGGUCUGCCCGCGUUUACCACUGUUGUCAAGCCACGGCCCUCUGGCCAGUACAUGGCCAUCCUCAGUGAGGCGGCCACCUAGGCCCCCCCGCCAAGCUCUGAUCCCGAAGAGGCCACCCACGCGCCCUUCCGGCCCUCCUCAGGCCCCACCGCUGCUGCUUCGAGGCAGGGAUGGGAGGCAGGCUCUCUGGGGAGCCUGGUGGCACACAGGGCUCGCAGCCCAUGUUCACUUCCUGAUGGUAGAGCUGGGGGUGGGGGGAGGGCUUGUUCCCCUGCAGUAUCUGUUCUGUGAAGUUUGUUAAAUGUAAGGAAAGCUUAAAUUCUUGUAUCUUUAAAAGAGAAGAUCUUAUUUAACCCUUUUGUGUUUUAGAUUUACUUACACACAUAGCCUAGAGCUCAGUUUUAGUUUUAACAUUGUGAAAAUAUUAAAAGAAUCUUGUAACUUUAUUCUUUUUUCUCCUGCUGAAAAAAAAUUAAACCAAUCGU
Puma concolor (puma) is the source of this 2888-nucleotide messenger RNA. NCBI's taxonomy places the organism in Eukaryota, Metazoa, Chordata, Mammalia, Carnivora, Felidae. The record is from RefSeq and is a predicted model, not a curated record.